UUCACUUAAACAUUAAUAUAGCGGAGUUUCAUCUGGAUUUCACCAAAUUUUAUAGUAUAUUCAAUUUAUAUUUAAUUACUUGAUCAGUGUAAACAAUAUUCGAAUGCCUAAGUGUUCCAAAAUUCUUCGAGUUAUAUUCAAGUUUGUCAUUUAAUAAUUUCAACGAUUCAAUUGCAGAUUUAAUUAUGUUUUUGCUUCAGGAUACACGCGAAAGAGUCCAUAUCAUUACAUGGAUGAAAGGAAACGUAUUGGCUCUUCGUGUGUUCCCACUUUCGAGUACGACGGUCUGCGGCCUAGGUUUCAGACGAUCGCAAAACCCUGGAGUCUGCCUUCCAACUUAUACGACGUAAAACAUCCAGACAGUCUAGAAGCAACUCUGGAGAAAUUCACAGGAAAGAGGGGUCCCUACGAUUUAUUCACAGGACCAAGGGACGAUAGUACGCUCGUGGGCUAUCAGAAACCAGCGAAAUCGAUAGAUUGCGGUGACUGGCCUAAAUCGCUGCCAAACGAGUUGUUGCGCAAGUCGAACUAUUAUAAAGGACGUUGGAGCACCUGUCCAAGAUUUCCAAAGAAGUCAGGCGUGAGAUUAAUGACGCGAGAUCUUGCAUUGUGUUACAAGGACCCCACGCAUCCAGGACCAUUUCACUAUAACCCAACGUCGCCUAGAAAACCAGAGAACGCGAAACGGUAUCCAUUUAAUAGUAAUAUCGAACACGUGAGGCCAGUCCCAUCGUCAGAAAUUCGUCCAGGUCCGGGUAGAUACAGUAUUAAGGACAUGCAUUCCAUAAAAGGUCACGGAUGGACUUCUGUUUUCAAGAGCAAAACGCCACGAACUGAUUUCAUAAUUAUACCCUCGUACAAUUAUUUCUAGCAUGCCUCACUUGGGACAUUCGGGCAAAUAAAGUUAAAGAAAUCUGGUUGAAAAAAGUUUCGUUCUUCUACUUUAUAACAUAAAUAUGAAUAU
Messenger RNA from Hylaeus anthracinus, 964 nucleotides. RefSeq names its product lymphocyte expansion molecule-like. Bases 230 to 871 code for a protein of 213 amino acids. The record is from RefSeq and is a predicted model, not a curated record. NCBI's taxonomy places the organism in Eukaryota, Metazoa, Arthropoda, Insecta, Hymenoptera, Colletidae. The transcript has 4 exons.